Molecule: messenger RNA, 2950 nt
Organism: Quercus robur (English oak)
Lineage: Eukaryota; Viridiplantae; Streptophyta; Magnoliopsida; Fagales; Fagaceae
Product: U-box domain-containing protein 33-like
Exons: 7
Coding region: 117-2687 (856 amino acids)
Biological process (GO): protein ubiquitination; protein phosphorylation
Molecular function (GO): ATP binding; protein kinase activity; ubiquitin-protein transferase activity
Source: RefSeq, a predicted model, not a curated record
AAAAAAAAUACCAUGAUGCCAAAGAAUCUCACCCUUUGAUACGCUUUCCGCUAGGACAACUCUCUCUCUGUAGCUCUCUUUCUCUCCGUGUCUGUUGCCGGGCUCUCCGGAGAGAAAUGGAGCUAUUGCAGCCAUCGCACCCACUUCAUCACGGCAUAGGCACCAACACCCUGUACGGGUUCCCUUCUUCCGGGUCUAACUUCGGGUACGGGUUCCACCCGGAGAUGAGUUCACAACCUCAGCUUCCAUAUAUUCAAGAGGAAGCAGGAGAUCAUGAGGAAGAAGCAGCAAGAGAUCAUGAAAAAGUACAUGUGGCGGUCGGUAAGUCUAUGGAGCGAGCUGUGGCUUUGCUUCAAUGGUCAUGCAAGAACUUUCGGGACCAAGAAAUUUGUGUAAUUCAUGUUCAUCAGCCUUCUCAUCAGAUUCCUACACUUUUGGGAAAAUUACCGGCAAGUAAAGCAAGUGGUGAAGUAGUGGCUGCGUAUAGAAAGGAGGAAUGGGCACAGACAGUGAAGCUCUUAGGAUCUUACGUGAACCUUUGCAAUGCAGAAAAGGUGAAAGCAAGCUUUGUUACAAUAGAAGCUGACCAAGUUCAGAAAGGAAUUGUAGAUCUGGUGAACGUACAUGGUAUUAGGAAGCUUGUGAUGGGGGCUGUGCCUGAAACUUGCGUGAAGGUGAAAAAGAGCUCCAGAAAGGCAAAUUAUGCUGCCAAAAAUGCUCCCUCAUUCUGUGAAAUAUGGUUUGUCAAGAAAGGGAAACAUAUGUGGACGAGAGAAGCUUCUGAAGUCCCAAAUGCUUUGUCUCCAUCUAGUCAACCUGAGAUUACAACUGCAGAAACUUUGAGAUCCAAAUCUUUUCAAUACAGUAAAAGUAAUGCAAUCCAUCCAGAAAGUGUUUCAUUCUUUUCUGAUAAAUUUACACAUUUUGCUGGAAGCAGCAAUUGUGUUCUGGGUGAUACAGUUCAUGUUGAAGAGCUUUCAUUGCCCGUCUUAUCCUACUCCCCUCACAAUCUCCAGAGUUCAUUUUUUCCACCAUCUACAAGCACCAGUUUUGAAAAUAAUUCUCCUGAGAGAAUGGUUUCUGCAAUUUCUGAUCCAAGGGUUGACGAAAUGAGCUUGUAUGACCAGCUAACAGAAGCCAAGAUUGAAGCUGAGGCAUCAAUGAAUGACGUGUUUGCAGAAAUAAUGAAGCGUAAAAAAUUGGAAAUGGAAGCUGUUGAAGCUAUCAGCAAGAUCAAAGUCUUUGAAUCUGCUCAUGCACAUGAAGUUAAGCUGAGGAGGGAGGGUGAGGAUGCACUAAGAACAACAAUACAAGAACAAGAAAAGGUAUUGGAAGAAAGAGAAGAAGUAACUAGAGAGCUACAAAGAACCAUGAGAAAUGUUGCUCUUCUAGAUAGUCGUGCACAGGAAGCAAACCGUAGGUGUGAUGAAGUAGUUGGAGAACUAAAUUUGAUUCAGGCAUCCAUUUCAACUCUACGGCAGGAGAAGCAGAGGAUCCGUCAUCAGAAAACGGAAGCCCUGCGCUGGCUUGAAAGGUGGAGACGUGGACAAGCUGGAGCUGCUCACUGCAGUGGGCUCAUUGGCUUUGUUGAUGAAUUGCCUGAGUUAGCAGUAUUUUCAUUGUCAGAUCUGCAAACUGCUACAUGCAAUUUUUCUGAGAGCUUCAAGCUUGGGCAGGGAGGAUAUGGUUCUGUUUACAAGGGGGAAAUGUUGGGUAGAACUGUUGCUAUAAGGAAGUUCAACCCUCAUAGCAUGCAAGGACCAUCAGAGUUUCAACAAGAGGUUCAAGUUCUUGGAAAACUCCAGCAUCCUCAUCUGGUGACGUUGCUUGGUGCAUGCCCAGAAUCCUGGUCUCUUGUAUAUGAUUACUUGCCCAGUGGGAGCCUCCAAAACCACCUUUUCCGAAAAAGCAAUAAUCCUCCCUUGCUAUGGAAUACCCGAACACGUAUCAUUGCUGAAAUCUCUAGUGCCCUUUGCUUCUUGCACUCUUCCCAACCAGAAAAGAUCAUCCAUGGUGAUCUGAAACCUGACAAUGUACUUCUAGAUGCUGAUCUGAGCUGCAAGAUAUGCGAGUUUGGGCUUUGCAGGCUAGUAACUGAGGAGAACCUUCAUUGCCCCAGUUUCCGCCGGGGCACAGAGCCCAAGGGUGCUUUUACGUAUACAGAUCCCGAGUUUCAGAGAAUUGGAGUGCUGACACCCAAGUCUGACAUUUACUCCUUUGGGCUGAUCAUUCUGCAGCUACUCACAGGAAGGCUUCCAACUGGGUUAGCAGCUGAGGUGCGUAAGGCAGAUUCAUGUGGGAAAUUGGCAUCAAUUUUGGAUUCAUCAGCAGGAGAAUGGCCUACAUUUGUGGCAAGGCGGUUGGUAGACCUGGGGCUGCAAUGUUGUCAAUUGAGCGGCAGGGAUAGACCAGAUAUGACACCUUCACUAGUGAGGGAACUAGAGCAGUUGCAUGUCUCUGAAGAGCGACCAGUGCCAUCUUAUUUCUUGUGCCCUAUACUUCAGGAAAUAAUGCAUGACCCGCAGGUGGCAGCAGAUGGGUUCACUUACGAAGGGGAAGCAUUGCGUGGAUGGUUGGAAAAUGGGCAUGAUACUUCUCCCAUGACCAAUCUGAAAUUGAGUCACUUGCUUCUUACUCCUAAUAAUGCUCUGAGGCUUGCUAUACAGGAUUGGCUUUGCAAAUGUUGAGACUUGAGAGUAACUUUGUUAAGGAGUUCUAGCUCAACUGGCAAUUCCUCCCCGUGUAAGUGUUAGGUGGAGAGUGAGGUUGUGCAAUCAAGACCCACUAGGUUCAUGUGUAACAUACCGAUCAAGAGAAAAGAAAAAAACACCUUUGUACCUCUUAAUAUGUGUAUUUAUGUAGCAUCUUUUAUUAUAUUUGUGUAGUGAUUCAUUGUAAUGCAUCCCUGCUUUACCGCUGUAGAUAAUGCAUCAAGAGUGGGUUUCCUAAU